Molecule: messenger RNA, 2928 nt
Organism: Populus nigra (black poplar)
Lineage: Eukaryota; Viridiplantae; Streptophyta; Magnoliopsida; Malpighiales; Salicaceae
Exons: 7
Coding region: 517-2667 (716 amino acids)
Source: RefSeq, a predicted model, not a curated record
ACUCACAGGUUUUUCUGAUCUGCUGUACAUCUGGAUAGAUAUAUAGUAGAUAAAUAUAUAACUAUGAUUCUUGUUUCAAUUUCAAAGCGUACUUCAUCGUAUUCAUGCAAUUAAGUUUCCAUGACAUUUGAUGUGUCUAUCAAGCCACCUUACAAUGCUCAUCACUCUCAUUUUAAUUGUUGAUUUGGUACCAUUGUCCUUGCAUUGCUGCUAUAACAGGCAUGAAGCUCUUCUUGAAAUCUUUUUAAUGCAGAAUUUUAAUCAGGAACAUCUUUUCUUGAGUUACCUUCGAACAUGGUACAGGCAAAGGAUUCCGAGUUAUACAAGCCAGUAUUGAUGGAGUCUUACACCUCACCAGAUUCCAUUGCCCAUGUAUCAGCGGCUUCAUAUCCUGCAUUAGUUUUCUGGUUUGAAUUGCCAGCAGUCGCAUCGAGGUUCGAGAGUGGUCUUCCACAUCAUCAGUUUCUUCUGGGGUUCAUCAAGAGAGCUAGUUUCCACUGUUGAGGAAAAGAUACAAUGCUUACAAAAUUGCCUGAAGAAGUCACAAAUUUGUGGAACAAAGGGGAGAUUCGAGGAAUGGUUUUGCUUAGUCUCUUACUACAGACCAUCCUCAUCAUAUUUGGUUCUCAGAGAAAGACCAUUGCCAGAAGCUGGAUCAGGAUUCUCGUUUGGUCUGCAUAUCUAUCAGCAGACAUGGUAGCAACUGUUGCAUUGGGUAAUCUAGCCAGGAGCCAAGGAGAUUCAUCAAGUGACGGUUCAAAAAAAGCAAACAAUCCCAUGCAAGCAUUUUGGGCACCUUUUCUACUCCUGCACCUUGGUGGCCCAGACACAAUCACUGCAUACUCAAUUGAAGAUAACGAGUUGUGGUUAAGGCAUUUACUUGGUCUUGGAGUCCAAGUCGUAGUGGCUUUUUAUGUCUUCUCAAGGUCUUGGGGUAACGAUAUCCUCACAUUCAUAACAAUCCCAAUGUUCGUUGUUGGCAUUAUAAAGUACGCAGAGAGGACUUGGGUGCUUAGUUCUUCAAGCUCUGAGGGCUUGAAAAAGUCAAAUCUCUCAAAAUUUCGGCCUUUUUAUCCAUUAAAGGCAUUAUCAAAAAAACGUGAUCAAGCUCUCGAGGGAAACUAUCUUCUUCAAGCUUAUACUUUUUUGGGUAUAUCCAUGUUUAUGAUGCAGGAUCUUGUCCCUGGCAUUCCUGCACUAAUCAAAAGCCAGGUGCUGAUUUCCAAAAAUACAGCAGAAGACGCCUUCAAGGUAGUAGAGAUUGAGCUUGGAUUAAUAUAUGAUAUGCUUUACACUAAAGCGCCCCUAAUUUACUCUCGUGUCGGAAUCAUUCUUCGCUCUAUCAGUUUUCCACUCACAUUUACUGCGCUUAUUUCCUUCCAAAUCCUGAUUGAUAAGCAUGCCUACUCAACUAUCGACAUUACAAUCACGUAUUUAUUGUUUGCGGCCGCUGUUUUUCUCGAGUUUUAUGCUUUUUUAUGCCUUGUUUUCUCUGACUGGACAAUGAUUUGGUUGACUGAUGAAGGAGGGAACACCCUGAGUAGUGCUCUUUAUUCUCUGAUAAGGAAGUUAACUAGAAGGGAGAGGUGGUCGAGAUCCAUUGCACAGUAUAACCUGAUAAGCUCUUCCAUUAAAAACAGGCCACUUGGAUGUUUGAAAUCGCUGGGAAUCAAUGAAAAGAUGAGGCAGAUUUUUGUGCAUCGGGUGGCUAUGAAUGUUGAUCUAAAACGUUUUAUUUUCAAACAUCUUCAAAAGAAAGCUGAGAAUACCAAGGAAGAUUUUUCUUUAAUUGAUAAGAAUCGCAGAAGUAAAAUAACUGGUCAGAGGGGAGAUGGUGUGCUAGAAAGAGAGGGACUGUUACAGAACUACAUGUGGUGCACGACUGAAGUAGAAUUCAGUCGGAGCAUUCUUGUAUGGCAUCUCGCUACAGAGAUUUGUUAUCUUAGUGAUAAAGAUGCAAGUAAUGCCUUCAAAGAAUAUUGUGAAACAAGCAGAUGUCUAUCUGAAUACAUGAUGUAUCUUUUGGUGAUGAGACCAAACAUGCUCUCUAAAGGAAUCAAUGAUGAGGGAUAUCUAGAUACUUUGCAAGACUUGCAGCGUCUAAAUCCGAACAAAACAAGAGGCGAUGAGGCGAAGAAGGGUGUUGUUGACGGAAUUUUGCGUUCCGAAUUAUCUCUUGAUGAUAUAACAUUUCAAAGUCUCUGGAAAAUAGCAAAGUCAGUGGUAAUCGGUGGGGAAAAGCUCGCCAGGCAAUUGCGGUCAUUGGAAUCUAAGAAGCGUUGGGAGAUGAAAAAUGAAGUUUGGAUAGAAAUGCUUGCAUAUGCAGCAGGUCAUUGUCCAUGGAAAGAACAUAUUCAUCAACUGAGAAGAGGUGGAGAGUUACUCACACAUGUCUUCCUUCUCAUGCUACAUUUUGGUUUGAGCGAACAGUAUGAAUUCACGCGAUUUGACGGUGACGAAGUUAGUGUAUUGGAGUUUUUUUCAUCGGACGACGGUCGAAAAUAUCAGUCGGCCGUAGAAAAGUACGCAAAAGGUAUUGUAGACAUGUCAAUGUCAAAACCCGUCGAGGCCUUGUACAGAUAUUUGGCUAAAACUGCAGACACGUCACUGUCAAGUCCCGAUGAGGAGGAAGACGAAGAACAUCUCCUGACAUUAAUUCAGAGAUAACGCAGGCAUGUCAGUGCUGUCCAGUCCCUCUGAGGUGGAGGUGGAAGAACUUAAAAAGGUAGUGGCAGCUAAAGAACAAAAGCUCAAGCACAGAGGACUGGCGCUCUUCCAGGAGGCUCGCCGAUGAUCAAUGGAAUCAGAGUAUUAGUUUUUGUUAAGUUGUGUCCAUAAUUAUUUAAGUGAGUUAACUAAAACAAAUUAGGACGUGCAAAUCGCUAAAUUUCUAUUCGGAUAACAAGAGCCAAUCAUUUUUAUUCAUUA